Molecule: messenger RNA, 6503 nt
Organism: Siniperca chuatsi (mandarin fish)
Lineage: Eukaryota; Metazoa; Chordata; Actinopteri; Centrarchiformes; Sinipercidae
Gene: gpd2
Product: glycerol-3-phosphate dehydrogenase 2 (mitochondrial)
Exons: 19
Coding region: 135-2297 (720 amino acids)
Biological process (GO): glycerol-3-phosphate metabolic process
Cellular component (GO): mitochondrion; glycerol-3-phosphate dehydrogenase (FAD) complex
Molecular function (GO): glycerol-3-phosphate dehydrogenase (quinone) activity; calcium ion binding
Source: RefSeq, a predicted model, not a curated record
UCCAGGCUGCUCUGCUUCCUGGUUGUACCUGUCAAACAGAGGCUACGGUUUGGAUAACAACCGAUGUCUUCAGUCGCAUCCCUGCAUCGCCACGAGCGAGUUUUAUUCAGCCACAAAACAAGAAAUCCUGGCCCAUGGCGUUCAGGAAGGCUCUGAAACGGACGGCGAUCAUCGGCGGCGGGGCGGUCGCCACAGUUUUUGGCCUGUCACAGCUGAUUGAGUACAGGAAGAAGCAGCAUGGAUUGGCUCAGUUAGCCCACGUGGCAGCAGAAGCAGAGCUGAGGGUUCCCUUUGCGGACGAGCUUCCCUCUCGGCAGGCCCAGCUCGCGGCGCUGCGAAACGCUGAGGAGUUUGAUGUUCUGGUCGUCGGAGGAGGGGCCACGGGUGUAGGAUGUGCCUUAGACGCUGUCACACGCAACCUAAAGACUGCUCUCGUAGAGAGAAGCGAUUUCUCUUCGGGGACAAGCAGUCGGAGUACCAAGCUAAUCCACGGUGGAGUCCGCUAUCUCCAGAAGGCCAUUAUGCAGUUAGACUAUGAACAGUACAUGAUGGUGAAAGAGGCCCUCCAUGAGCGAGCCAACCUCCUGGAGAUUGCACCUCACCUCUCUGCACCGCUACCCAUCAUGCUUCCUGUUUACAAAUGGUGGCAGUUGCCUUACUACUGGGCAGGGAUCAAGAUGUAUGACUUGGUGGCUGGGAUCCAGUGCCUAAAGAGCAGCUACGUCCUCAGUAAGAGGAAGGCCUUGGAGCUUUUCCCCAUGCUGAAGAAGGAUAAGCUGGUGGGAGCCAUUGUCUACUAUGACGGGCAGCACAAUGACGCCCGUAUGAACCUGGCCAUCGGCCUCACUGCCGCCCGCUACGGCGCCGCCAUCGCCAACUACACUGAGGUGGUCCGCCUGCUGAAGACAAAAGACCCACAGACCGGCAAGGAGAAGGUGUGUGGCGCCCGCUGCAGAGACGUCAUCACAGGACAGGAAUUUGAUGUGAGGGCCAAGUGUGUGAUAAACGCCACUGGCCCAUUCACAGACUCACUGAGGAAGAUGGACAACCAGGAGACCAAAAACAUCUGCCAGCCCAGCGCUGGUGUUCACAUCGUCAUCCCUGGUUACUACAGCCCUGACAACAUGGGUCUGCUCGAUCCUGCAACAAGCGACGGACGUGUCAUCUUCUUCCUGCCCUGGGAGAAGAUGACUAUCGCUGGGACGACCGACACGCCCACCAACGUGACGGCCCACCCCAUCCCGGGGGAGGACGACAUCAACUUCAUCCUGAGUGAGGUCCGCAACUACCUCAGCCCUGACGUAGAAGUGCGCCGGGGAGACGUGUUGGCAGCGUGGAGCGGCAUCCGUCCCCUGGUGACCGACCCCGACUCCAAAGACACUCAGUCCAUCUGCAGAAACCACAUCGUCAGCAUCAGCGACAGCGGACUGGUCACCAUCGCUGGUGGGAAGUGGACCACCUACAGGUCCAUGGCUGAGGAGACUCUGGACGCAGCCAUCAAAGCCCACAGCCUCACAGCCGAGCCCUGCAAAACUGUGGGUCUGAUGCUGGAGGGAGCCAAGGGCUGGACGCCGACCCUCUACAUCCGCCUGGUGCAGGACUAUGGACUGGAGAAUGAGGUCGCUCAGCACCUGGUCUCGACGUACGGAGGAAAGGCGUUCGACGUGGCCAAGAUGGCUCAGGUCACUGGCCAAAGAUGGCCAAUCGUGGGGAAAAGAUUGGUGUCCGAGUUCCCUUACAUCGAGAGCGAGGUGCUGUAUGCGAUUAAGGAGUACGCCUGCACAGCCAUUGACGUUAUCGCCCGACGAACACGCUUGGGCUUCCUGAACGUGCAGGCGGCUGAUGAAGCCCUCCCUCGCAUCGUGCAGAUCAUGGGCAAAGAGCUGGACUGGAGUCAGGAGCGGAAGAUGGCGGAGCUCGAAGCAGCUAGGAAGUUUUUGUACCAUGAGAUGGGCUACAGGUCUCGUUCUGAGCAGCUGACCAAGACGUCUGAGAUCAACCUGGACUACGAGGAAGUAGUCAGAUACAAGAAACGUUUCCAUAAGUUUGACAACGAGAACAAAGGAUUCAUCACCACUGUUGACGUCCAGCAAGUUCUGGAAAGCAUCAAUGUCCACAUUGAUGAAAAUGCGCUCCAUGAAAUCCUUAAUGAGGUGGACCUCAACAAGAAUGGACAAGUUGAGAUUGAUGAAUUCCUGCAGGGACAACAAACAGCUGAUGAGCGCGGUGAAGAAGGGACAAGUGUCGGACAGCCGUCUGGCCAUUCUGAUGAAAUCGGCGGAGGAAACUCUGGAUGAGAGAGGGCCUGUGACGGUGGACCGAAGCGGGGGUGGAGUCUGACCCUGAGACGAGGAGGAUUUCAGGGACGCCAACAAAACCUUCAGCUACCGGUCCUUUUUUAAAUGUGGUGAUGACAAAAAAACCAAAACAAAUGGGUCUCAUGCAAAUGGCGUUAUUUGAAUGACAAUAAUGCAAUCAAGCACGUAGCGGGAUGAAUUUGGCCAAAUCAAGUGUAGACCAGCGUCACUCCUGAGUGUUUUGGGUGAAAUAGUAUCUAAUGAUUGAGAUGGAGAUUUGUUUUUCAUGAAGUCAGAGAGUAGAUCUGUCUGUUUGUCUGUCUUUUGAUUUCUUCUCAACAUCCGGUGCCUCUGAUAUUACACAGCACACAAUGUUCACACUGUAUCCGUUUUAUACUGCCUUUUAAACAAAUUCUUUAAAAGUUUAAUCAUUACAUUAUCUUUGUAGUUUCUCCAACACUCCUUUUUAAACUUAAACUAAUUUUUAACAUAAUCAACACUGAUUGUUGGGGGAAACACUGUCCUCAAUGCGAUGCAGCUUUUUCAGAUGGCAACUAAGCAUUUGGUUAUGCUUUAUUUCACGGGUGCAUUAUUUUCUAAUAAUUACCUAAAACUUUCCUGGAAAGAACUUUACAACUUGGUACUAAUUAUAAGGAAAAUAGAGACAGUGUUCACGCAACCUAUAGAGUCUUUUGGGCUCAGAUUCCUGGUAAUAAAUUAUCUUAAAAGUUUUUUAAUGUACUUUGAUCGAACUGUAAAGCACAAAUUUCAUCAUAUUUCAUCAUGCAUAUGCACAUCAUCAAUUGUGAAUGUCAUUCUGUCAACUGAAAACAGAACAUGAAGAUUUUGGCAUUUCAGCCAGAAGAGAUUCAUAUAUUAAGCUGUCGGUUAAGAUCCGCUUCCUUGCUUAGAGUUACAGAAAAGAUUGAGUCCACUCCCAUGUCUAUACAUGUAGAUGGAGCCAGCAGCCGGUUAGCUUAGCUUAGCAUAAAGACUGGAAACAGCUAGCCUGGCUCUGUCCAAAGGUAACAAAGUGCACCAACCAGCACCUCUAAAGCUCACCAGUCCAGCUGUCCAUAAUUGUUUUUACACUUUGGUUUUUGUAAAGAUUAAACAAAAAACAUAUAACGUGUUAAUUUGUGAGCUUUAGAGGUGCUGGUAAGCAGAUUUUGUUGCCUUUAGACAGAGUCAGGCCUGCCUUUGUGCUACGCUAAGCUAACCAGCUGCUGGUUGUCGCUAUAUAUUUCCCUUACAGACAUGGGAGUGGUCUCGAUCUUCUUAUCUAACUUUUAGCAAGAAAGCAAAUACGAUCAUGUUAGUCUUAGGAUACUUUUGUGAAACGGGGCCCUCUGCAGGUCAGCUGAACAUCCAAAAAUAGCAAGCUUACAACUUAACUGAAAUGAGGGAUCAAAGUUUCAAGCAAUAAUUGAAUAAUGAAUGGAUAUUUACUUGGUUUAAAUGGAGCAGUUUUUCCUGUAAUUAGUACCAAAUUACGAGUUCUUUUCAGGAAACUUCCUAUGAACUAGUUAAGAAAUGAUGGACCCCUAAAAUAAAGCUUUACAAAGCAUUUCUAAGUGUUGUUUCUGAUCUUCGCAUGUUACAAGCACUAGUCAGGUAAUAUAUAAUAGUCCUAAAGCACUCUGAGAUGUUUUUGAGGCCUGUUCUUAUCCCAGAAACAUGAUUAUUUUUAGGGUAAAAAGCGUGGAAGGAAUCUUAGAUCUUCCUGUCUACAGUGUUUUCUAUAAAUUGCACUACCAGCAAACUACCGAUGACACUGAGGUUUACAUGACAAAGUUUCCAGCUUUAGCGUUACUGAGGAAUAUGCUUUUUAAUCAUUGCUACUGUUCUGUCCUAUCUUUUUAAAUUAUUUAUUCCCUUUCGUCACGUCACUGCAGCCGUUUACACAUUUUAUUAUAUUCAUUUUAUAUAUAAAACCAGGAUUUCAAACGGACUGAUAUGUUUGAAAAAUUUCUACUAGGUGGAUCGCAUGCUACAUGUUAACUCUAUUCUCUAAAUAAUGUAAAGCAAAAUCUUUUAUUUCUGUGCUUGUGGUCGGGAGCAGAGAGAGAGAUCUGAAAAUGCUGUAUUAACCGGCACAUUUGUCAUAAUAUAUAAUCCUGCUUGCUGUUAGCUGAUGAUUUCAUUGUUUAUGAAACAAAAAUAAGACAUUUGUAUUCCGGCAUGGACAUCUUAUCAUGUCAUAGCACUUUUUAUCUUCAGCGUUGCGUGAUUUUUAAGAGUGAAAUGGAAAGGCUGUAUGAAUGUAUAUGAGCCUUGAUGUGCCUAAGAUAUGACAUUUAACCAUUUACCCUCUUUUUCACGAUGUCGCACUCCAUUUUAAACAAAUACAGGAAAUUAUGUUAAGAAUGUAAAGAUAUUUAAAGUUGUUAUAUAAAGAAUAGUAUUUAAACUGUAUUGUAUGCCAAUUUUUUAUUUUUUUAGAACAGAGGUCUGUUGGAAGAAGCGUGCCGCCAUGUUGGAGGGGUUAACGACCAGAAUUUGACCAGCGCGGGGUUUAAAGGGAAGGAGUGGUAUUUGUAGUUUGGUAAUUUGACCUGUGGAAGUCAAAAGGGACACGUAUUUUGUAGGGCUGGGUGUCAAACCACAAUACUUUUUUGGACUGAAUAUCGAAGUAUUGAAUGUCCAGUAGAAUUGUAGCCUUAUUCACUUAUUUUAUGAUCAGAUAGUUCCCAUUUUAAAUCAAAGUUUUUUUUAAAUCAGAGUGUUUUCUUUAGUUCUUCUUCUAGUGUUUAGUUCUUGUAUGGCUACUUGUGUUUAGACUUUUAACAUUUAAAGGCCCUGAAAACUUCUUUUCUCAAUCAGCUUCUUACUAUAAGUGAUGGAGUCCUACAUGAACACACAAAGUUACAACAGUUUUGGUGACUUUACAGCACGCAUUUUCUCACUGAGCUCUUCUCACUAGUUUGAAGUGGGCGGGUCUCGGUUGGAAAAAACAUGAUGUCAUGCACUUCUGAGCACCAAUCAGGACUGAGCAGCAUUUGAAUAAAAAAAUAUCAAAAAUCAAAAAAUGUGGGGCUGGUUUUCAGGGGCUUUAAGAACUUGUUUAAGAAAUUGUUUAUUCCUGUAAGGCUGCGUUCAGACCGGCUCUAGCCUUGUGUGGUUUGGCAAAAAAGUUCAACUUGUGCCACAACACAAGGUUGUCCACCAAGGUGCAAGGUAUUUCUGCUGUUUGCCUUGCAAUCGUCGUGACAAAAACAUAAAAUAGUUGAAUAGUUGAAUAGAUAAUUUUUCAGAUUUGUAACAUCCAGUCUCAAAAGUAUUGUGCAGGGUUUCGGCAUCUGAGAAGCCUUCAAACUCAUGGAUCUUUUGCUCAGACUGGACUUCCAACACGCCCUCACCAACGCAGCCUUGUGUGGUGUUAACGCAGGGCUGUUUUCGGUCUGAACACCGGCUAUGUAAGGUAUUAAAAAAGUUUUUAAAAAGACGAAAUUGUUGUAUUACCAAUACCAGAGUUUUUGGUACUGAAAUUCAGGCAACGUAUCAGAACCAGUGUCAAAAAAUUACCAAAAAACAAAAAACAGUCCUUUUUAUUUUAAUUCUUUUGUACUGUGCCAGUUCAGAAAGGGCUUUGAGACCAUCAUAUGACACUAAAACUAUUCACAGAGUCCCAAAUAAUUCAAUUGUUAUACUGUAGGUGCUCCCACCCCUAACAGAAAAAAAAAUAGUUAUCAUUGUUUUCAUUCCUCCAACAUGGCAGUCCUCACUCUUCCUCAUUACAGGCCUCUGUUUAAGGUUUUAUAUUGUAAAAUAAGUGUGUGUGCGCGUGUGUGCGUGCUUCCUUAUUGCCUUCAUAUUAUGAUUUCUAUUCAGAUUUUUUAUGGACUUGCAGUUAACAGAAUCAUUCCAUAGGUUUCCUCCCAUGUACCAUCACUGUAACUGUUACUGUAAGGGUGUGUAGCAGUGUGUGGUCACAUGGGGGUUCGGCUACAAUACCUCGACACCGAGGACCCUUCAAACUGCCAAUGCCGGCCCGUCGAGAAUAGCUCAUGGGCAGCACGACUUAAAUCUCGAUGUUUGAUUGUCUUCUUUGGGUGAAAUUACAGCUUUAUCCCGGCUCAAAGAGAAUCAUAUUCCUCGAUCUUUUUUCUUUUCCUCCAAUACUGUAAGAAUACUGCGAGUCAGUCUUCAGGUAAAAAAGAAAGCAAAAAGCAAUUAUCUAAUUAAAUGUAUCUGGUUGCUUGCAAA